This is a messenger RNA of Musa acuminata subsp. malaccensis (wild Malaysian banana), 1591 nucleotides long. Its product is annotated as lipase-like. The record is from RefSeq and is a predicted model, not a curated record. Gene Ontology annotation, biological process: lipid metabolic process. Lineage: Eukaryota; Viridiplantae; Streptophyta; Magnoliopsida; Zingiberales; Musaceae.
ACAAUUACCAAAUCUGUCGUUAGAAACAAAAAAAAUUAAAGGUAAUUUUGCAACAAUAACGUUUUCAUUUUUUGUUUUGACAGAGCAACUCCGUCGGCUGGCAGAGCGAAUGGGAGACAACCUUCGUUACUUCAUAGGGUUCCCGCCCGCGCUCCCGACGUGAUCGAUCUCGGUUCACCCAAAGAACUCGAAUCAUCGAAGGUGCCCGCAUCUUUUCCGCAUCGUCCAUCCUCCGAAGCUUCGAUCUUUCACACGGAAUCCGUCGUUGCUGAAAGGUUAUGGCUCGAUGGCUGUGGCUAAAGUUGUUGGUUUUGAUUGGAUUAUUUGCUUUUUCCGGGGGAAGAGAAAUUAAGAUCGAGUAUGAGGAUGAUGCUCCUCUCUACAAUCGUACGCUCGCCAAGAUACUCGUGGAAUAUGCUUCUGCUGCCUAUGUCACAGAUCUAAUGACACUUUUUACUUGGACCUGCUCAAGGUGUAAUGAUUUGACGAAGGGGUUUCAGAUGAUAGAGCUGGUAGUUGAUGUCCAAAACUGCUUACAGGCAUUUGUGGGAAUUGCUCAUGAUCUGAACUCCAUCAUUAUUGCAUUCAGAGGUACCGCUGGGACCAGCAUAAGGAAUUGGAUUGCUGAUUUGUUCUGGAAGCAGCUUGACUUAAGUUACCCAGGUGCAGAAGAUGCAAUGGUGCACCAUGGGUUUUAUUCUGCUUACCAUAACACCAGUUUGCAACAUGGGAUUCUUAGUGCUGUUCAAAGGACAAGGGAGUUAUAUGGUAAUCUCCACAUUAUUGUUACAGGGCAUUCAUUGGGAGGGGCUCUGGCUUCAUUUUGUGCAUUGGAUCUUACUGUUAAUCACGGAGUAGAACUUGUUCAUCUUAUGACCUUUGGACAACCUCGCAUAGGCAAUGCUGCUUUUGCCUCCUACUUCAGCAAGUUUGUGCCAAAUGCAGUUCGUGUGACGCAUGAGAAUGAUAUAGUGCCCCAUUUACCACCGUACUACUCAUAUUUCCCGAAAAAGUCAUACCAUCAUUUCCCAAGAGAGGUGUGGCUUCAUGACAUUAAAGUGGAUGGCGUAGAGGACAAGGGAGAGAAGAUUUGUGAUGACUCUGGAGAAGAUCCUUCUUGUUGCAGGUCCGUUCAUGGGACAAGUAUAAGGGACCAUCUCAAGUAUUACAGCGUCGAACUCAGAGCUGACACAAGGGAAUCUUGUAGCAUUCUAGUUGAUUCUAGUGUUUUACAGUAUGAUGUAGGGUACAAUGGUGACAUCUUAUCCAGGGAUCCUACAGCUCCAUCACAUUUGAAACUAAGUUCACGAUCAGAUACCGCUAGCAUCUCUGUUUAGAAUUCGUUCAUUGGAAAAAUUAUUCCUAAAAUCCAUUCCUUGUAAAGAGUUCUUUGCUGCUGUAUAUUUAAAAUUAAGUUCACCACUGGAUACCGAUACCAACUCUGUUUAGAAUUCGUUCAUUGGAAAAAUUAUUCCUAAAGCCAAUGCCUUGUAAAGAGUUCUUUGUCACUGUAUACGGUGAGAACCAUCUCAUAUCUUUGUCAUCCUGAGAAGAAUGUACAUAUGCACCCACUUUUUUGUGAUAAGAGGCA